Molecule: messenger RNA, 3920 nt
Organism: Strongylocentrotus purpuratus (purple sea urchin)
Lineage: Eukaryota; Metazoa; Echinodermata; Echinoidea; Camarodonta; Strongylocentrotidae
Product: dual specificity protein phosphatase 1
Exons: 2
Coding region: 290-1348 (352 amino acids)
Biological process (GO): negative regulation of MAPK cascade; protein dephosphorylation
Cellular component (GO): cytoplasm
Molecular function (GO): MAP kinase tyrosine/serine/threonine phosphatase activity; protein tyrosine/threonine phosphatase activity
Source: RefSeq, a predicted model, not a curated record
AUACACACGCACCUAAGCCACCCACGCAUGCAUUCACGUUGUGAUUAUUGCUCGUAGCGCUGCUGCGCUCGCUAUACGCCUAUAGUCAUAAUGAUCAUUCGUGCUCGUAUUGCGGGUUAGAAAUCUGGAGACUGCUUUAAUAUCGACUUGCUCCAUUCAGUGUUUACAUGCCAUCUCAAAACCAGGCGCCUCUGUACAUCCAUUCCUCAAUGGCAUACAGGCAAGCGACGGUAUUCCUGUUCUAAAGAUGGAGCUUUACUUGGAUGCAUAGAAGCUAUCACAAUGAACGAUGAACAUUAGACCCUCUGACAUUCCUCGCUCCCGCAGUCGAUCACAGGUAUCAUACGGGCUGCCUCGCUCCCGGGUAGGUGACUCCAGUCUUCUCGAGGAGCAGGGUACAACCGACAUCAGAAAGGCCAAUCCUUCUGCCUUUGGAUACGCUUCUUGUCCGAACCUCUUUCACGUCCAAGACCGAGCCAAGUCACCCACCAUGCACAACAGGCUGCAUCUAUCCGUGUCCCUCAGCGAUGAACAGCAGUCAUCCCAAGCAGAGUUCUACAGUCGCCAUGGACAGUCGCAGAGGGCGUCCCCCACGUUAUCGGACAAGGGGAUCGUGAGCCCGGUGAUGAUCCAUUUCACGACGCGCAGGAUGCGCAAGAAAUCAUCUACCUCCAGCUGCAGGUCGCUUUCAGAGAACGACAACAUUUCAUGCGAUGGGGAGGAAGUGGACCCAAGCAAAAUCAUCCCUGAAAUCAAAAUAGACAAAACUCUUUACAAGGACCAAAACGUGACAGAGAUUCUGGACUUCCUUUACAUGGGAGAUCUUGAGGCAGCGAAUCGAGAGCCUCUGCUGUGUCGCCUCAACAUCGAAUACAUCAUAGACUUGAGUAAUCUAUCCGGUGAGCAAGUUAAGCGGACUAUUCGCCUCAAGGACUGCCCGUGCCUUUGUGCCUCUACCAUGAAGCACACCCGCAUUCGCCUCAACCUACAUCUUGAUGAGACCGUCGGAGACGGCAUCAGCCACUACUUUGAUGAAGUCAAUCGAUUCAUAGAGGGCGCUCGUAAGUCGAACCGCCGGGUGCUGAUAUACUGCGUAACAGGACUCAUCCUGGCGCCGACUAUCACUACCCAGUAUAUGAUCCAGGUUAUGGGCAUGACACUCAAACAGGCACAUGGCCAUAUCACCAAGAUCAAACCGGAAGUGACUUUCCGAGAAGGAUUCCAGAGGGCGCUCAUCAGACUGGAGCAAAACCUGAGACCCAAGGCUGCACUUCCGGCUGUGUUUGACAGGAUCGGGAGGAGGGAAGCGCAGCAACUUCACGCGCAUACCCAACAAGCUUGGAUAUAACCGCUGCCUGUAGUAUGUGUGUAUGGUAUUAUAUUUAUUUCUUACUGCAGAGUGGCGUAAAAGUGAUCUCCUGCUAACCACAAGGGAUUAAUUAGCGUCACCUAAAACCGAACCAACAGCAUAAGCAUGAAAUUUACCUUUGCUUCAGGCAAAAAAACUAAGAGAAAAUGUCGUGUGAAACAAAAACUACCCGAAUGGACAUAAUUAAUUUUCUGAGUUUUCUGAGUUAUUUACGCGUUACCAGAUUUGGGGAAUGUGAUUGUGGGGAUGAUUAUCUACUACAAAAUACAAUGUUUUGAGUGAAUAAUGUUAAAAUAAAAAAGAGACAUGCCAUGUCUUUAGCAUCUUUCAGGGCGUCCUUUAAGAAUUAUAACAUGUCGCCCUGUUUAGGUUGCACUCAUCUUUCGAUUGCCUUUGAUUUUCGCCUUGUGUUAUGAAUGUGCUGUAUUAUUGUUUCACAAAUUGUUUUUACACCCACUUUGUUAUUUAUAAGUUAUUUUCUUCUUCCAAUUUUUCAAUUUCUUGAAUUCUUCUCAUCGAGCCUUUUCAUUAUUUUGUUCUCUAUCCCUCAAUCCUUUUCUUUGUUUUUCUAUCACUGUUUACCUAUUAACUCUCCCGUUCUAAUCUCCCUUCUAUCAUCUUAUUUUUUCCUACUUUUUCUUAAAUAUCUCGCCAAAUCAAAUAGCGGACAAGCAUAUUAGGUACUCAUUUACACCUGGGUGGAAAGUGGGAAAUUUAGAUGAAUGUGUAAUCUCCUGGAUUUUUUGUAGAAAGUGCAUUGGAUUCGAGAAUUGAAACGUCUACGACUGAAUGUGUUAAUACAGUUUUUAAAACAAAACAAUGGUGAAGCUACAGUGUACAAGGUGAGCUGGAAUGGUGUACUGUAAUUGGGGGGGGGGGGGGGUGCCCCCAAUUAAAUGACGAAGAACAAAGCAGGACAGGAAGGGUACAAAAUAAGGAGAGAUAAUAGGUGAAAAAGAAAUAUCGGCAAAUUCUCAGAAGACCAAAAUUCUUACUACUUCCGACUAUAUGAACGCAGAAACCUCCACAAUGUCGUCAUACUAUAGUACCAAAGCAACAAUGUAUAUAUAUUUGUAUAAUCAUUUAUUUUAUGGAGGACAAUUUCUUUAUCUGACAUGGAACAAAACUAUACAACAGAUUAAAAUUAUGCAAAUUAAUCAAAUUGUGUAAAAUAUACAUUUUAAAACGAUCAGUUUGCAGAUAUUAAACUAUUCAAUGUAAACAUGUAUUUAUGUGAUUGUAUGGCUGUAUAAAAUUACUUUUCCAAAAAUUGUAAUCACAAUGUUUUGUAAAGGUUUUUGCCAACCCCAUUUAUUACUAUCGGACAGAAUUCAUUUCUUAUCUGUCUGCAUUAAAUGUUUAUUGGAGAUUUUUGUUCAGUUUAUAAAUUUGUCUCAAGUUUAGAGAAAUCGAACAUACGAAGAAAAACAAAAUCGCACAACGAAUUCAUUUGUUUAUGUACUUUGUGUAGAAAUACGUUACAAGAGUUGUGUGUACAUUAGGUCUAAAAUAGGCCUUCAAUUUUCUAUUCAUCAUCGGAUAUGAAUACUAUAUUUACCAUUACUGUAAUUGCAAAUUUGUUUCAGGAUUAUGUCACUGAGAGCCUUUCUAUUUUGUAAAAUGUACAGGUGAGAAAUUCAACCCUAUUGGAGCCUUUUUUUAAAGGAUCCCUCAGUUUUAGAUCGAAUGCCACAGAAUUUUGUAUAAUAAUCUUGGCAUCAAGUUACAUUAUAAAAACUUCAUUUGUCGAGACAUAAUUUAACCAAGUGACGUAUCUCUAUUUGCAAUGUGUGGCAUAUUAUCACAAGGUGGCGCUAUUAACAUUUAAGCUUAUACUCAACUGAAGCUUGAGGUAUAUAAAGAAAAUGUUAAAAUGGAUUUAACUCCAAGACGAAGUGAUCCUAAUUAUGAUCCAUACAUUAAUUGAUUUCUACCCCUCUCGUGUUUUAAUUUUGUGAUAUGUCAGUGUAAAGUUCCAACAUUUCAUUAGGUGACGAAGAAAGCUCAUGAAAUUGCCGUAGGUCUAUAUGUUGUGUAUUACCCUUGUUAAAAUAUUUAUCAAUAAUAUUCGCAAUGUACAAUGUAAAGUAAAAAUGUGCUCCAGAGAAAUGCAAACACGAGAAAAAACUCAUGUUAUGAUUUUACCUUCCAGUCAUGUUUGUUCAAUUUAUCGUUUACAAUUAGUGUCGGUAUCUUUAUUCUGUUUUCAUCUUGAGCCAUUGCGUUAUUAAGCAGCUACUGCAAUUUGUACGAAACCGAGUGACAACGGAAAAUUCGAUUUGAUGCAUUUCAAGUGCUAAUACUGACAAAUAUAACUUUACAGAUCAUGUACUGGUUUUUCUGCUAAUGCUGUUGUCAUUUCCUUUAAGAACGGUACGUGCAUUUAGUAAUAUUGUUUAAUGUUUUUGAUCAUUUAAAUAUACUCCAAAGUAUUUUGUACGGAUGAUGUUAGUUUUUAUCGUGCUUCAUGCUAUUUUUGUCUAAAAAAAUGUGCAAAUGAAGUUGAACCUUGAACAAAGAUAAAAAAUAAAAAUCAUGAAAGUUUUAAGAA